Molecule: messenger RNA, 3816 nt
Organism: Astyanax mexicanus (Mexican tetra)
Lineage: Eukaryota; Metazoa; Chordata; Actinopteri; Characiformes; Acestrorhamphidae
Product: scavenger receptor cysteine-rich type 1 protein M130-like
Exons: 15
Coding region: 386-3727 (1113 amino acids)
Cellular component (GO): membrane
Source: RefSeq, a predicted model, not a curated record
UGGCUCUCGCUGCUCUGGAAGAGUGGAGGUUCUUCAUGGUGAGAGCUGGGUCACAGUGUGUGAUGCUGACUUUAACCAGCAGGAUGCAGAGGUUGUGUGUCGAGAGCUGGGCUGUGGUUCUCCUGUGGAGAUUCUGGGAGCAGCUGCUUUUGGUAGAGGGGAGGGUCCGGUGUGGUCAGAGGAGCUUCAGUGUAGAGGAAACGAAUCACAGAUUCACUUCUGUCCAAAAUCAUCUUUACUCAAACACAACUGCUCCCAUGAUAAUGAUGUGGGACUGGUGUGUUCUGGCAGUGUGAGGUUGGUAGAUGGUGACAGUCGCUGUGCUGGGAGAGUGGAGGUUCUUUAUAGAGGACAGUGGGGAUCAGUGUGUGGUAAUAACUGGGAUAUGAGAGAUGCUGCAGUGGUGUGUAGAGAGCUGGGCUGUGGAGAAGCUGUAGAUACAUAUCAUGAGUCUUACUUUGGAUCAGCAUCAGGACCAAUCUGGAUGGAUAAUGUGCACUGCAGUGGCUCUGAGUCUACACUGAGGAACUGUGAAUCAGCAGGAUGGGGUAAACAUAACUGUGAUCAUUCUAAAGAUGCUGGAGUCAUCUGUUCAGGAGUCCGGGUGGUUGGUGGUUCUCACUGUUCUGGGAGAGUGGAGGUUCUUCAUGGAGAGAGCUGGGUCACAGUGUGUGAUGCUGACUUUAACCAGCAGGAUGCAGAGGUUGUGUGUCGAGAGCUGGGCUGUGGUUCUCUUGUGGAGGUUCUGGGAGCAGCUGCUUUUGGUAGAGGGGAGGGUCCGGUGUGGUCAGAGGAGCUUCAGUGUAGAAGAACUGAAUCUCAGAUUCACUUCUGUCCAAAAUCAUCUUCACUCAAACACAACUGCUCCCAUGAUAAUGAUGUGGGACUGGUGUGUUCUGAAAGUGUGAGGUUGGUGGAUGGUUUGAGUCGCUGUGCUGGGAGAGUGGAGGUUCUUCAUAAAGGACAGUGGGGAACAGUGUGUGAUGGUAACUGGGGUAUGAUAGAUGCUGCAGUGGUGUGUAGAGAGCUGGGCUGUGGAGAGGCUGUAGAUGCACUUAGUGGUGCUUACUUUGGAUCAGGAUCAGGACCAAUCUGGAUGGAUAAUGUGGAGUGUAGAGAAUCAGAAUCCAUACUAAAGAACUGUAAAUCAGCAGGAUGGGGUAAACAUAACUGUAAUCAUCCUAAAGAUGCUGGAGUCAUCUGUUCAAGAGUCAGGCUGGUUGGAGGUUCUCACUGCUCUGGGAGAGUGGAGGAUCUUCAUGGAGAGAGCUGGGUCACAGUGUGUGAUUCUGACUUUAACCAGCAGGGUGCAGAGGUUGUGUGUCGAGAGCUGGGCUGUGGUUCUCCUGUGGAGGUUCUGGGAGCAGCUGCUUUUGGUAGAGUGGAGGGUCCGGUGUGGUCAGAGGAGCUUCAGUGUAGAGGCAGCGAAUCACAGAUUCACUUCUGUCCAAAAUCAUCUUCACUCAAACACAACUGCUCCCAUGAUAAUGAUGUGGGACUGGCAUGUUCUGGUCACACUCAGGCUCGGCUGAUGAACGGCUCAGAUUCCUGUUCUGGUCGAGUGGAGCUCCAGUACCUCAGUGAGUGGGGUACAGUGUGUGAUGUAAGCUGGGAUAUGAGAGCUGCCAGUGUCCUCUGUGCUCAGCUGAAGUGUGGGAGUGCUGUGGCUGUGUUGGGGUCAGACUGGUUUGGGGAGGGGAGUGGCCGGAUCUGGGCUGAUGUGUUUGAUUGUCAGGGAAACGAAACACACCUGUUAAAAUGUCCCAUUUCAUCAUGGAGUCGAACUGCAUGCUCUCAUGAACAGUAUGCUGGAGUUAUCUGUAGUGGUUCUUCUCUGGCGUCUCAUGAGGGAGGAGUGCGGUUGUCUGGAGGGAUGGAGUGUGAGGGGGAAGUGGAGGUGUUCUUCAGGCAGGACUGGAGGAGAGUUCUGCUGGACUCCUGGAGUGAGUCUGAGGCCUCUGUGGUCUGCAGACAGCUGGGCUAUGGUUCUGUACUCAACAUCUCCAGCUCCUCUUCAUCCAGUCCUGAACACAGCUACAUGUGUGUGACGGGUUUCAACUGCUCUGGGAGUGAAGCUCAUCUGAGGAACUGCAGCAGCUCACAAGCAGUUAACUGCAGCUCCACAGUACAGCUCUACAUCACCUGCUCUGGUACAUCUAACACAGUCCACAGCUCCAUCAGGCUGGUUGGUUCUGGGGGAGACUGUGCAGGAAGGCUGGAGGUUUUCCACAGUGGAUCAUGGGGGACAGUGAGUGAUGAAUUGUGGGAUAUUGAGGAUGCGCAGGUGGUCUGCAGACAGCUGCAGUGUGGAGUGGCCCUCAGUGCUCCAGUACCGGUACCAGCCCGGUUUGGAUCUGGAACUGGACCCAUUUGGCUUAAUGAGGUGGAGUGUGAGGGGAACGAGGCGUCUCUGUGGAACUGCAGAUAUCAGCUGUGUGGAGAGGAUGAAUGUGGACACAAGGAUGAUGUAGGAGUCGUGUGCUCAGAGUAUAAAGAGAUCAGACUGACUGAGGGCUGUGAGGGGAAUCUGGAGGUGUACUAUAAUGGAACCUGGGGGAAUGUGUGUGUAAAUGGGAUGACUGAUGAAACGGCAAAAUUGAUCUGUCGAGAGCUGAACUGUGGAAGAACUGGCAGUGAGUCUUGGUCUAAAGCAAGAGUGGAAUCAGCUCCUAACUGGCUGGAUAAUGUAAAAUGUAGGAAACAUGACUCCACUCUGUGGCACUGUCCAUCUUCUUCCUGGGGGGAGAACAGGUGUGAUAAUCGCAAUGAGGUUGCUUGCAUUACCUGCUCAGAGAAUGGAAAUACACUAGAUUUGACAAAUUGGCUGUGUGAUUCAUCUCCUCAUGAGAGACCGUGCUCAAAGCACAUUCCUCUGAGGCUGAGGGGAGGAGUAGGAAGCUGUUCUGGAUGGCUGCAGGUGUAUCAUAAUAAAACAUGGGGGUCUGUAUGUGGUGAUCUGUGGGACAUCAGGGAUGCUCAGGUGAUCUGCAGGCAGCUGGGUUGUGGGCCGGCGCUGAGUGCUAAUAGAAGAGCUGCUGAUGGUUCUGGUGGAGGAACUAUCUGGAUGAACAGAGUGAAGUGUAGAGGGAAUGAGAUUCACCUGUGGGACUGUCCUCAUUCCCUGAAGAACCACACUGACUGCUCCCACAGUGCUGGAGUCACUUGUGGAGAUUCUCAACCACAGAUAAGAAGAAUCAUACUUCCACAAACUCCUCCACCAGCUGUUCCCUCCAUCUAUCCAGUGUCUCUCCUGGUUCUGGGAUCUGUGCUCUUCCUGGCCUUAGUGCUUCUGGUUGUGCUGUUUUAUCAGAACAGAGUGCUCAGGAGAGUGAUCUCUAAGAGGAGGAAGACUUCAGCUGAGCCUGUCUAUGAGGAGAUUGACACCAGGCUCAUCCCUAAAAGAAUUACUGUCUCAACUGAAAGUAAUGGCGUGUGCGGAGGAUCGUGCUCUCCUGACACUCAGCGAGGAGCUCGUACGUCUGGAUCAGCAGAUCCACCGCCUGCUCUAGAGGCAGUCGGAGCUCCACAGGCAGAGGACGAGGCUGGAGGAAUCCCGCGACGCCGCCUUCGCGGCCGUCUCCAACCCGGUGAUGCCGGCGCGGCGGACCCCGGCGGUCGUUUGCUUCACCCCCGCUCCGGGAGGGGCCUGGGAGCGGCAGCGCGGCCGAGGAAAGCGGGUUUCCCCCCUACCUUCUCAGCCGGAUUUUGCCUCCGCAAACCGGUUUGAGGUCCUCAGCUCGUCGCCGUCGCCUCCUUCACCUCCCACAGCCCCGAGGAAAACAGAUAAGGGCAGUACCCUCAUUGUCGGAGAUUCCA